This is a messenger RNA of Pseudoliparis swirei, 1496 nucleotides long. RefSeq names its product protein C19orf12 homolog. Bases 401 to 892 code for a protein of 163 amino acids. NCBI's taxonomy places the organism in Eukaryota, Metazoa, Chordata, Actinopteri, Perciformes, Liparidae. The record is from RefSeq and is a predicted model, not a curated record. The transcript is spliced from 2 exons.
UCCAGUGAGCAUAGUUGAUAUAAUAACGGAGUUCUUAAAAUAAGCCUCGCGCAUAUUGAUGAGGAUUUCAUGUCACAGCAAGGUACGUUAUUCCUGUUUCCGGUGGUUAUUACAGUCCGGCUGUUAUUUAGUUGACUGGGGAUACAGAUGCGACACUUUGAAACGUCAACAUUUGGCUGAUGAUGCUUUCUGAUGCAGAGUUAUCACACCGGUAUAUGUUGAUGAUCGCGUUAGAAAAAAAGACUUUACAAUGCCACAGCAUUUAAUGAAUUCAGGACAAUAUGUGCCAGUUUCUGAUGUGAUAUUGGACAAAGAUGAUUUUUGAAUAGCUGAGAUAAUAUUGCAUUUUAAGACAUUUAACUGACAGCAUUUUCCUGAUUUCUUAACCUUAUGCCUAUUGAUGGUUAAUUAUAUAACAUUUGGAAUUCAUGUCAUGUCUCCUAAAAUUAAAAAUCUGAUCAACAGUAUGGGUCAUCGAAUUGACGAUGUCAUGAAGCUGUGUUGUGAGUUAUCUGCCAAUCAGCAAAUCCAGACCACAGUGAAAGGCUCAGGGAAGGGAGCCGCAGCAGCUGGCGGUCUGGCCUUUGCUGGGGGGUUAGUCGGGGGACCUCUUGGUAUCGCAGUCGGCGGGGCUGUCGGAGGUCUCCUGGGCUGCUGGCUGACCAGUGGACAGUUCAGACCGCUGCCUCAGAUCAUCAUGGAGCUCAGUCCUCAGCAGCAGCAGAAGCUCUAUGAAGGUCUCGUGGCGGUGCUGGGAGACAUCCACUGGACAGAUUUGGCUCAGCUAACUGCUCUGGUGAUGGGUAACGACACCCUGAAGCAGCAGCUUACAGCGUCCCUUCUCGGGUACAUCACCAAGGAGCUCCAGGCGGACGUGCACUACGUGGAUUAGUAUAUCUGGAAAAAACGUGAUAACCCUCGCACAUGCCGAGAAGGACAAAGUCUUUGAAAAGAUUGUGACCUGUUUUUAUGACGCUCGAGACUUUAUCCAAUGUGAAAUAUCAUAUUGCAAAUUUGCACAGACGCCAGUCCUGGUUACAGGUUAUACUGGGUGAUAUGAAUAUUGUGAAAACAGCUGUAUAACUGGAUUCAUUAACUACAAGGAGUACACUCGUAAAAUGAAGGAAUUAUUCAUUAAAUAAUGGCACUGUUAAUCGUAGGUUAACUACACUGAUUACAUUACUCAAAUAGAAAAGAUGAUGCACUGAAUGAGCAACAACUAUACUGUUUGAAAUACUUUGAUGGUUAUUUAAGUUAAAGACGAUGGUUUUAGCGUGCACUGUAUAUUGUAUUUAAAUUAUUUCAUCGAUAGAAACAUAAAGAUUUGUGUAUUUCAUUGGUUCAUUGAGUUUUACCCAGCAGACUUUAUUCACAAGGAUUAAAUCCUGAUAAUUAAUAGUUCUUUAUCUUAUUACUUCACGCUCUGUCAGUGCGAUUAUAACAUUAUCAUCUUAUCUGACAAACUCAUUAAAAGUAAAAAAGGGUCCUUAGGAGAA